This is a messenger RNA of Lepisosteus oculatus (spotted gar), 4819 nucleotides long. The record is from RefSeq and is a predicted model, not a curated record. Lineage: Eukaryota; Metazoa; Chordata; Actinopteri; Semionotiformes; Lepisosteidae.
UGAUUCACUCAGACUUUACAUUUUCAGGAAAGCAACGUAAAUUGACAUUUAUUUCGCGCUCCCUUAAAUUCAGAAAGGGAUUUAAACACAUUCUGAGGAAAUACAAGUGGAUUUUUUCCUGUUGAUGGCCGGAGGAUUGCUGGGCAGUUCAGUGGAUGUUUUAGAAAUGGGUUUUGGAGUAAAAUUCUGCCUCGUGUUCCUGUUACUAAGGGCUCUUUUUACAGACUCCAGUCACAAUAAUCAAGUGGUGCUGUUGGAUACCACAUCUGUUCUGGGAGAGCUGGGAUGGAAAACAUACCCAUUAAAUGGAUGGGAUGCCAUCACAGAAAUGGACGAGCACAACAGACCGAUCCACACCUUCCAGGUCUGCCACGUCAUGGAGCCCAACCAGAACAACUGGCUGAGGUCCAACUGGAUCUCCCGCGAGGCAGCACAGAAGAUCUACGUGGAGUUGCGGUUCACCCUGCGGGACUGCAACAGCAUCCCAUGGGUCCUGGGCACCUGCAAGGAGACUUUCAACCUCUACUACAUGGAGACAGACGAGUCCCACGGCGUCAAGUUUAAACCCAGCCAGUACACCAAGAUCGACACCAUUGCGGCAGACGAGAGCUUCACGCAGAUGGACCUGGGCGACCGCAUCCUCAAGCUGAACACAGAGGUGCGGGAGGUGGGGCCCAUCACCAAGAAGGGCUUUUACUUGGCCUUCCAGGACAUUGGCGCCUGCAUUGCCCUGGUGUCUGUGCGCGUCUACUACAAGAAGUGCCCCUUCACCUUCCGAAACCUGGCCGUGUUCCCGGACACCAUCCCGCGCGUGGAUUCCUCCUCGCUGGUGGAGGUGCGGGGGGCCUGUGUGAGAAACGCGGAGGAAAGAGACACACCCAAGCUGUAUUGUGGUGCGGAUGGGGACUGGCUUGUUCCGCUGGGCCGCUGCGUCUGCAGUGUGGGCUACGAGGAGCUGGAUGGGUCCUGUCUUGCUUGCAGAACCGGGUUCUACAAGGCCUUCGCUGGGAACAUCAAGUGCUCCAAGUGCCCACCCCACAGUUUCAGCUACGACGAGAGCGCCCCGUUCUGCCACUGCGAAAAGGGGUACUUCAGGGCAGAGAAAGACCCCCCGACCAUGGCCUGCACGAGGCCUCCGUCCCCCCCACGGAAUGUCAUCUUCAACAUCAACGAGACCUCUCUGUUCCUGGAGUGGAGCCCGCCCAGCGAUAUGGGCGGCAGGAAGGACCUGACCUACAACGUCCUGUGCAAGAAGUGUGGCCCAGGGCCCCGGGAGUGUGAGCUGUGUGGUGGGGACCUGCGCUUCGUGCCACGGCCCGUGGGCCUGACCAACUCCUCAGUCACGGUGCUGGACUUUACCGCCCACGCCAACUACACCUUUGAGAUCGAGUCCCUCAACGGAGUGUCUGAGUUCAGCUCCUUCCCCCGGCCGGUCACUGCCAUCACCAUCACCACGGACCAGGGAGGCCCCUCUCUGGUAGGAGCAGUCAGGAAAGACUGGGCUUCUCAGAACAGCAUCGCCCUCUCCUGGCAGGAACCAGAAAACCCCAACACAGCCAUUCUGGACUACGAGAUCAAGUACUAUGAAAAGGAACAUGAACAGCUCAGCUACUCCUCGACCCGGUCCAAGGCCCCCAGUGUCAUCAUAACUGGGCUGAAGCCCUCCACUAAAUACGUCUUCCACAUUCGGGCCAGGACCGCCGCAGGUUACAGCAGCUACAGCCCCAAGUUUGAGUACGAAACAGGAGACGAGACUUCUGAUAUGGCCACAGAUCAAGGCCAAGUGCUGGUCAUCACCACAGCUGCGGUGGGCGGAUUCACCCUCCUCGUCAUCCUCACCCUCUUCUUCCUCAUUACGGGACGGUGUCAGUGGUACAUCAAAGCCAAGAUGAAGUCAGAGGAGAAGAGGAGGACUCACCUUCAAAAUGGCCACAUUCGUUUUCCAGGAAUCAAAACCUACAUUGACCCAGACACCUACGAAGACCCGACGCAGGCUGUGCAUGAGUUCGCGAAAGAGAUCGAUCCUUCGCGCAUCCGAAUCGAGAGAGUGAUCGGAGCAGGGGAGUUUGGAGAGGUGUGCAGCGGGCGUCUGCGAACCCCAGGCAAAAGAGAAAUCCCUGUGGCCAUUAAGACACUGAAGGGAGGCUACGUGGAUAGGCAGAGACGGGACUUCCUGAGGGAGGCGAGCAUCAUGGGACAGUUCGACCACCCUAAUAUUAUCCGGCUGGAGGGGGUGGUUACCAAAAGCAGACCGGUAAUGAUUGUGGUUGAAUACAUGGAGAAUGGAUCUUUGGAUUCCUUCCUGCGGAAGCAUGAUGGGCAUUUCACAGUGAUCCAGCUGGUGGGCAUGCUACGGGGCAUUGCCUCCGGGAUGAAGUACCUCUCUGACAUGGGCUACGUGCACCGAGACCUGGCCGCCCGCAACAUUCUGGUCAACAGCAACCUGGUCUGCAAGGUGUCCGACUUCGGGCUGUCCCGCGUGCUGGAGGACGACCCUGAGGCUGCCUACACCACCAGCGGUGGGAAGAUCCCAAUUCGGUGGACAGCCCCAGAAGCAAUAGCCUACAGGAAGUUCUCCUCAGCCAGUGAUGUGUGGAGCUAUGGCAUUGUGAUGUGGGAGGUGAUGUCAUACGGAGAGAGGCCCUACUGGGAGAUGUCCAAUCAGGACGUGAUCUUGUCAAUAGAAGAAGGAUACCGCCUUCCUGCUCCCAUGGGAUGUCCUGUAACCCUGCACCAGCUCAUGCUGCACUGCUGGCAGAAGGAGAGGAGCCACCGGCCCAAGUUCACUGACAUCGUCAGUUUCCUGGACAAGCUCAUCCGUAACCCCAGCAGCCUACAAACGCUUGUGGAGGAUGUGCAAGGUUUGCCAGAAUCCCCUGGAGAUGUCCCAGAAUACCCUUUAUUCAUCUCAAUUGGUGACUGGCUGGACUCCAUUAAAAUGAGCCAGUAUAAAAACAAUUUCAUGGCAGCAGGUUUCACUACCCUGGACUCCGUAACACGGAUGAGCAUUGAUGAUGUCAGGAGGAUUGGCGUCACGCUAAUUGGUCACCAGAGAAGGAUAGUGAGCAGUAUACAGACAUUGAGGCUGCAGAUUCUACACAUGCAGGAGAAGGGCUUUCAUGUAUGAAAUACAGCGGACAGACAGACAGCCCUCUCCUGUGCCUCGGCUUUUUUUUUUUCCAAUAGGAAGACUUUUUUCCUGCAAGUCCUACGGGACGGUCCUGCAAAAGCAACAAACUGUAAACCCUUUGGCACAAUUUUAGAAACAGUAAAACUGGCUUCCUUUCGACUUCCAAUAAAUGAACUCUGUAACCAAGACUGUUUUUAAUGACUGGAAGACAACCAUGCCAAGCAAAGGAGACAUGACUCCUUCAGACUUUUUUACAACAAACUUUGUGGUCAGCUGACGAAGACAAUAAGCCUUGUGGUGGCAACAGUAUUGCUAAGUAUAGAAUUGUAUGGUAAAUUUGGGGAUGUAAUCUACAGAUUUUCUGUUUUUUUCAUGUUUUGUGACCAUGUAGCUGCUAAUAUCAAAUGUGCAAUCAAAGGAUUGUCCUUAAUAUAUUAAUUACUUUAUAGUUUGAUAAGUAAAAGUCAUAAGGUAUUCUUGUUAAGUUAUUGAAAUCUUCCCAGAUUAUCUGGUAUGCUGAUACUUGAAAAACAUGAAGAGCCAAUUUUAGGUAUGAAUUAUUGAAUGUUGUCAACUUUUAAGUGUAUAAUCCAUUUACCGAUUAUUAUCUUAACCUAAUAUUUAUAUGUGUGCGGUCCUGUUUGUGAAAGCCCUAGUAAAUUUUCUGUUUUAUUUCUUUAGUCCUUUAAUUAAUUCAGUUUACUCAGCAAUAUAUGCAGUUAUUAUAAAACAAUUCAAUAACAGAAAUAAAAAUUUUGUUACCAGUUUAACAAAGUCAUAACCGUACAGACAUGUCCACCUCAGGCACUAUGAUUUGAGGGAACUAUGCUAAAAGUCCAGUUUUGUAAAGUUGAAUAGUCUUCAUUCUAACUGAAGCCUUUCGUAGUAUAGUUUCAGUAGCUGUUGAGUGCCCACUCCUCCAAUUGUUUUGUCAUAAAGGGGAGAUCUGACAAUGUGUAGGUUCAGCCAGCGUUCUGAGUGACGGAAAUGGAAUCCAAUCGCAUAUGUUCCUGUACCUGUGAAUGGCCAAUAGUGAGUAGUAACUUUGGAAAUCGUAUAUCCAGAAUACUAAAGAGAAACUGGAGAGGUGAAUUGUGAAAGCCAGUCUGAACAAAGCCAGCGAGACAGGAAGAGAGGUCCCCCAUAGCCUUUCAAAAACGCCUUUCAGGCCCCACAGUAAAAUAACAGAAGCCUUCCCUCCUGUGGACUGAUGUGUGAACUGCAACAUCAUGUAAAGACCUAGUGAUUCUUUGGUUUGAAAAGUCCAGGCACAGCGGAGAACAAGAGAAUUGGGGAUGCUGUAUAUUAAAUGCCAGUUGCCACAUACAAAUGCCAUGCAGCACCCUCAUUCAUGCCUCUUAAUGUGAGACAGUGACAUCUUCCAUUGACAAUGAAAACAUUCAGCACAUGUUCAAACGCACAGCAUGCCUUCCAGGUCGACAGAGUGAGCUGGCCCCAUGCGCUCCAGACUGCUACAACGCUCAAGAUUUGAAGACACAGAAACGGUGUUUAGCAAAUGUUACUGCUGAGCAAUGUAAUGAGAUUUUUUGUACAAAGUACAAGUUACUUAUAAUUCUUGUAUUUUAUUUUUCUAUAAUUUCCAAAGAGGCAUUGUCAGGUCUUACAGACUAUAUACGCCUGUUUAUGAGGAUAUUUAUUAGCAAAUAAAAGUUACAGUUCUGGUGGUUA